UUCUUCAUUUUUAAGCAUUUCCUCUAAGUAUUGUAAGAGACAUCGGAAGAGGAUAUAAUGCAUUUGCAUCUUUUACCCUUCUUGGAAAUGUUAUUCCUCACUUGCUGGGUUUCGUUGUGACGUUGCGCAUAUAUUUCUUCGUUCCUAUCUGCAUGACCUCAAAAUCUCCAAAUGAAACCUCAUUACCAAGCAGAUUCCGAGGAUGUCGACUGUGAUAUUUUAAGACGGCACAAAGUGACGAUCAUGGACAUGGAUUCUAUCAACAUGGACUGUGACUGGGUUUUCUGGUUUCUUUAGCCGCUCUCUGUUCUAUUUUGUAUUUUCAUAAUUCACAUAAAUGUGAAGUCUUUUCAGAAACACGAGGACCGUCGAAUGUGGAGAACGGAAAGCCAAGCAGUGAGUAUUCCUGGCUUGAGAACGUUGACCAAUUCCGAAAGUUAUAGUAUAACCCAAUAGCUUCAUAGUGACCUCAAGGCCGUCCAACUUGAAUUAGUGACCAGUCAGUGCUACAUCUCUCAGCAACCCAGCAUUUGCGCCCUUUUAUUCAGGUGAGUGUAGUUGUUGAUGUCUCCAAUGGGGGAUCCAGCUGAUGAAACCCAUAAAACAAAAGAGAUGGAUGCUAGCAGUUUGUCAUCUUCACAGGGUCAGGUACCACGCCUUCACAAAGUGGGAAUUCCUCCGAGACAGAACCUCUUCAAGGAAUUCCAAUCCCUUGUCAAAGAAACAUUCUUUGCUGAUGAUCCUCUACGCUCUUUCAAAGACCAGACUAAAUUCCGGAAAUUCAUCCUUGGCAUUGAGGCCGUAUUCCCAAUACUUAACUGGGGGAGAAAUUACAAUGCUGUCAAAUUCAGAGGGGAUAUCAUAGCUGGUCUGACUAUUGCAAGUCUCUGCAUUCCUCAGGAUAUUGGAUAUGCAAAGCUUGCAAAUUUGGCUCCACAGUACGGGCUGUAUUCCAGCUUUGUGCCCCCGCUGAUUUAUGCUAUCAUGGGUAGUUCUCGUGAUAUUGCCAUAGGACCUGUGGCGGUGGUUUCUCUCUUGUUAGGAACCUUACUUCAGAACGAGAUUGAUCCUAUUUCACAUCCAUCUGAGUAUCGAAGACUUGCUUUCACGGCUACUUUUUUUGCUGGCAUUACUCAAGCAACUCUUGGGGUCUUCAGGCUGGGUUUUUUGAUUGACUUCCUGUCCCAUGCUGCUAUCGUCGGUUUUAUGGCGGGAGCUGCUAUCACCAUUGCCCUUCAACAGCUCAAGGGUUUCCUUGGCAUUCAAAAGUUCACAAAGAAAACUGAUAUUGUGUCUGUGUUGCAUUCAGUGUUCUCAAAAGCCCAUGAUGGUUGGAACUGGCAGACUAUAGUCAUAGGAGCAAGCUUUUUGGUUUUUCUGCUGAUUGCAAGAUAUAUGGGCAAAAAGAACAAGAAAUUCUUCUGGGUGCCAGCAAUUGCCCCAUUGAUAUCGGUUAUUCUCUCCACUUUAAUUGUGUUCAUAACCCGUGCGGACAAGCAAGGUGUUGAAAUUGUAAAGCACAUAAAGAAGGGGACCAAUCCUUCAUCUGUUAAAGAAAUAUAUUUCAGUGGUGAUUUCCUUGGGAAAGGUUUCAAGAUUGGCAUUGUGGCCGGCAUGAUAGCAUUGACAGAAGCCACGGCAAUAGGAAGAACCUUUGCUUCUAUGAAGGAUUAUCAUUUAGAUGGAAAUAAGGAAAUGACAGCAUUAGGAGCUAUGAAUAUUGUUGGUUCAAUGACUUCCUGCUAUGUAGCAACAGGUUCUUUUUCUCGGUCAGCAGUAAAUUACAUGGCUGGCUGCCAAACUGCAGUCUCUAAUAUUGUUAUGUCCAUCGUUGUGUUCUUGACCCUUCAGUUCAUUACACCUCUCUUCAAGUAUACUCCAAAUGCCAUUCUUUCUUCCAUUAUCAUAUCUGCUGUAAUUGGACUUGUGGACUAUCAGGCAGCAGUUUUAAUAUGGAAGAUUGAUAAAUUUGAUUUUAUUGCUUGCAUGGGAGCCUUUUUUGGGGUUGUUUUUGUCUCAGUUGAGAUUGGACUUUUAAUUGCUGUCUGUAUAUCCUUUGCUAAAAUCCUAUUACAAGUUACCAGACCACGAACAGCUAUUCUGGGGAAGAUCCCUGGGACAAAUGUCUAUAGAAAUACCCAACAAUACCCAGAGGCCACAAAGGUUCCUGGUGUGCUGAUUGUAAGAAUUGAUUCUGCCAUAUGCUUUUCCAACUCCAAUUAUGUUAAAGAAAGGAUAUUGAGAUGGCUGACAGAUGAGGAAGACAGAGUGAAAGGAGAUUACCAAACACGAAUCAAAUUUUUGAUAGUCGAAAUGUCACCGGUUACUGACAUUGAUACCAGUGGCAUUCAUGCCUUUGAAGAGUUAUACAAAAGUCUUCAAAAGAGAGAUGUUCAGCUUGUCCUAGCAAACCCCGGCCCAGUAGUGAUAAACAAGCUUCACACCUCAAAUUUUGCAAAUCUGAUCGGUGAGGACAAGAUCUACCUCACAGUUGCUGAUGCUGUUGCGUACUGUUCCUCAAAGCUGGCGGAAGAGCCUUGA
Prosopis cineraria is the source of this 2541-nucleotide messenger RNA. Its product is annotated as sulfate transporter 1.3-like. The transcript is spliced from 15 exons. Gene Ontology annotation, biological process: transmembrane transport. Gene Ontology annotation, molecular function: secondary active sulfate transmembrane transporter activity. NCBI's taxonomy places the organism in Eukaryota, Viridiplantae, Streptophyta, Magnoliopsida, Fabales, Fabaceae. The record is from RefSeq and is a predicted model, not a curated record. Gene Ontology annotation, cellular component: membrane. Bases 565 to 2541 code for a protein of 658 amino acids.